AGAAGAAAGAAAAAGGAUACGAGAGCCAUGCUUCUCAAACCUUACCUCUUGAUCGCUCCGCUCGUCAUGCUCCUCAUGGCAGCCGGUCACUGCUGCCUCGCGGCCACCGGCAGCGGCGGCAGCGAUGACGGUCGGCAGUUCGCUCUCAACGGCUUCGCGGGUGCGAACCUGACGCUCGGCGGCGCGAGCAUGGUCAUGCCGAACGGCCUGCUCAUGCUGACCAACGGUGCCACCAGAAAGAUGAAGGGCCAUGCCUUCCACCCGCCCUUGCUGCUGUUCGGCUCCGGGUCAAACGGCACCGGCCCUGUGCGGUCCUUCUCGACCACCUUCGUCUUAGCCAUCUUCGGCCACGGCCAGCACGCCGACCUUAGCGUCCGCGGCCUGGCCUUUUUCAUCUCUUCGUCCUCGGAGGUGCUCUCCACUGCGUUGUCAGGCCAGCCCUUGGGCCUCAGCAAUGGCAACCAGAGCGCCAACAUCUUUGCCAUGGAGUUCGACACGCUCUAUAAUGCCCAGUUCAAUGACAUCAAGAACAAGUACGUCUGCGUCGACGGUGAUAGUCUGGUGUCCCUCAAUUCCGCCAACACCGGGUACUACGACGACGGCACCGGGCGGCUACUAAACCUAUCUGUGAUAAGCUGGAAAGCUAUUCAAGUGUGGGUGGACUACAACAGCAAGGCAAUGGUGAUCAGUAUGACCAUGGCUCCGUUGGGUGUGGUCAGGCCCAAGAGGCCCAUGCUGCAGACCACCAUCGACCUCUCUGGCGUGGUGCAGAGCACGGCAUACGUCGGCUUCUCGUCGGUGAUGCGCAAUAUCACCUCCGGACACUUCAUCCUCGGCUGGAGCUUCGCGCUGGAUGGGCCGGCCCCGGUUCUUGACAUCUCGGUGCUGCCGGCCUUGCCAUCAGCCUGGACGAAGACCAACUGGUCCAACUCACCGCCCAUUUCCAUGUCGCUGAAGCUCGUGCUGGCCUUAGCGUCGUUGACGCUGGUUUCAGUUGGCAUCGGAAUCUACGUCACUGUAAGAUGGCGUCUCAAUUGCUUCGAGGUGCAAGAGGACUGGGAGGUUUCGUUAGGCCCCAAGAGAUUCUCUUAUGAAGUCUUGUUUCACGCGACAGAGGGGUUCAAUGAGAAGAACCUGCUCGGGAGGGGAGGUUUCGGGAGUGUUUAUAAGGGCGUGAUUCACAAGCCUGAUAUAGAGGUCGCCGUGAAGAGAAUGUCACACGAUUCAAGGCAAGGGGUAAAGGAGUUCAUUGCCGAGGUGGUUAGCAUUGGUCGUCUUCGACACCGAAAUAUCGCACAAUUAUUGGGCUACUGCAGGCGUAAAGGUGAACUUCUCCUGAUUUAUGACUACAUGAAAAAUGGUAGUCUUGACAAGUACCUACACACAAGAAAUGGCCCAACUCUAUGCUGGUCCGAGAGGUACUCAAUCAUCAAAGGUGUGGCAUCAAGUUUGUUGUAUCUACAUGAGGAAUGGGAGCAGGUCAUCAUCCACCGAGAUAUAAAGGCAAGUAAUGUGCUCUUGGACAGCAAGAUGAAUGGGCGGUUGGGUGAUUUUGGUCUUGCAAGGAUAUAUGACCAUGAAACUGCUGCUCAAACCACCCAUGUGGCUGGCACCAUGGGAUAUCUUGCGCCAGAACUCUUGCGUGCCGGGAGGCCAACACCUUUCUCUGAUGUAUAUGCAUUUGGCAUGUUUCUCCUAGAGGUCACAUGUGGACGAAGGCCAAUCUUCAUCAAUGAGCAAAACAACCGGGUAUUGUUGGUCGAGUGGCUGCUUGAGCACCACCACAACAGCUCAAUGCUCGACACAGUGGAUCCACGACUCGGAGGGGAAUUCAACAUGAAGGAGGUAACCAUCGUGCUCCAAUUGGGUUUGCUAUGCACAUACCCAUCGCCCAACGCGCGGCCUGUCAUGCGAAAGGUCAUGCAGUACCUUGACCAUGACCAAUCGCCUCCUGAUUUAUCACUGGCCUACAUAAGCUACAUCAUGAUGGCCCAAAUGCAAAAUGAAGGGUUUGAUUCACACAACAUGCCAUGUUCUCAGCCGGCAAGGAGUGUUGCCACCGUGUCGGGUGAGUCUUCAGUGACAAUUUUGCGAGAGGGAAGAUGAGGCAUGUAUGUAAUUGACCCCCCCCCCUCUC
Molecule: messenger RNA, 2137 nt
Organism: Triticum dicoccoides
Lineage: Eukaryota; Viridiplantae; Streptophyta; Magnoliopsida; Poales; Poaceae
Product: L-type lectin-domain containing receptor kinase SIT2-like
Exons: 1
Coding region: 28-2106 (692 amino acids)
Biological process (GO): protein phosphorylation
Molecular function (GO): ATP binding; carbohydrate binding; protein kinase activity
Source: RefSeq, a predicted model, not a curated record